Molecule: messenger RNA, 849 nt
Organism: Lodderomyces jiufengensis
Lineage: Eukaryota; Fungi; Ascomycota; Pichiomycetes; Serinales; Debaryomycetaceae
Exons: 1
Coding region: 1-849 (282 amino acids)
Source: RefSeq, a predicted model, not a curated record
AUGUCUAAACUACCACGAGCUACACUAGCAGAAAAGAUCAAAGUUUUAGACUUUUUCCAUUCAUCUCAUAGCUCUCAACUAAAGACGGUUGAUAGAUUUAGAAAUGAAAUCUCAAUAAGUACAUCAUCAUUAAGUGAAUGGAUUAAAAAUGAAGAAGAUUUAAGAACAAGAUUUAGUCAAGAUGAUUUUAAAAUGUCUAAGAAUAGUAAAAGAAAAGCAACUUUCAAAUAUGAAAAAAUCAACAAGGCAAUGGAUAGAUUAGUACAAAGUAGAUUGGAAAAAGGAGAAGUCAUAAAUGAACCAAUACUUCGAGAACAUUGGUCAAUUUAUGCUCAUCAAUAUGGUGUUGAUGAUCCAAAAAGAUUACAUAGUUUUAGUCAUGGUUGGUUAAGUCAAUUUAAAAAAAGACAUGGAUUGAAAAGACCUAAAAAGGAUUCGGAGGGUGUCGAAUUUUCAGAUGUUGAUCCAGAAUUAAAAGAAGUAGCUCCAAUACAAUUACCACCACAACCAAUUUCAUUACCUGUACAACAACAACAAGAACAACCGCAACUACAAUCACUAGGUCAAGCUCCAAUUCAACCACCACGCCAAACGCAACCUCAAAUUCAAACACAACCUCCACCUCCAACUCAAAUUCAAGUUCAACCACCAUCUGCUCGAUCACAACCACCAGUACAACAACCAUCACUGGUAAUUACAGAUGUCGAAGUAGAAAGAUUUAUAUUUGUAAACGCAGACAAAUUUUUUCAUCAACAUCAAUUUGAUUUCCCCAAAAGUUUUGUACAUUUUCAAAAAUUAAAAGAAACAUUCUUUGAUGAAAAAUUUGCAGCAAGAAAUGGCUCACAAUAA